UGCCACACCUCACGCGCCCCCACAGCCCGCUUUUUUCUAGAAGGGAGGAGUCAGCUGUCCUCAGGGCCGAGGCCUGGCAGCAUGCCGACCUCUGGCGGGAAAGAGCAUCUCUGUGGAUUUAGAAAUGGAACGGCUUGGUCUGCUUUCUCGGUUUUUCCCCACCACGUUCUGCAAAAGCAGUGCCAUUUCAGGAGAGACGGAGCGGAAGCCCUGCGGUCCCCGAGAGCAGCAGCUCAGAGGGCUCGUGUGGGCCCGCCUGCAGGCAGCCGUAGCCCACACCUUCCAGACGGUUCUCGGUCAGCUCGCUGAAGCACCACCCACUUUCCGGGCUGCCUCGCUCUCGGUGCUGCCUCCAGCUGCCUCCGGGCUCCGUGGCUGGUCGGUCCCGCCCGUGAGGGCCUGGCGUGGGUGGUUCCUGGUAUUUGGGGGCACGAGGAACACGGCGCAGAGCUGAGGGCGGUGGCAGACAGCAUUCAGGCCCCGGCGCUGGGUGCAGCCCUAACCUCUGGGCAUGUGUGUUCGCCAGGAGGAAAUAGGUCUGACGCAGGCGUGUGGGAACACAGUCCACCUCACCUGUGGGUUAAAAAGAAAAAAAAAGGCAAGAACAGGGAGACAGCCAGUUUUGGCUAUGAAAUCCUCAGGGGAGGUUUUCUGUGAUACCCAGUGCUGCUGAGGACGCCAGGGGGCCAUGGGCAUGGUGUGUCGGUUGACCUUUCCGGGGGCAGGGCAGACCUGCCUAUGCCCUCGGACCUAGGGUCUGCCCUUCCAUUUCCCAUGCCAAGUCUGUCCCAGGGGAGCAUGGAGGUGGGCCCCAUCCCCAAGGUGGUGCUCAUGCGUGGGCAGCGUUGGGCAAUGUGUGCAGCUGAGGGGGACGGUACGCUCCAGAAGGGCCCCUUCUCCAGGAGCCCGGGUUCUAGGAGGCUGUCGACGAGCGUCUUGUCUCACGUGGUGAGAAAGGAGGGCAGGCAGCGUCGCUCACACUGACAAGGGCAGGUGUGACAACCAAAGCGAGGGUGUACAGGCCGAGAACCAGGCCAACGGUUGGUUGGCCUUGUGCCCGGCCUGCGGGGUGAUCCUGGGCACUCUGCCUGGGGGGGGCUCCUCUCUGAGUAACAUGACAGAUGAGGAAACUGAGGCUGGAGAGAGUGACUUGCUCAGGGCAUCCAGCCGGCUGGCGGCUGAGGCAGUUCUGGUGCGGCCACUCCCACUGGCUCGCCGGGAUGGAGACCUGCUUCAGCUGGGGGGCUCGUCUCCGCGUGUCCCUGCCGGGGCAGUGGAACCUGGGCCAGGAGCACGUGGUCACGGGAAAGAGUCCUCGGACACCAGACGGCGUUUGGGAUGGUGACUUUUCCUCUCGUGGAGUUUCGGUGAAAGCCAAAGCGAGGAACGACGGUGUUCCAGUUCCAGAUGUGGCAUCAGAGAGACCGGUCCCCCGGCUUCGCUGUCCGUCCCUCCAGCAUUUCAGGAAGCAAUUUCUGGCUCCCGGGAGGCCUGUGAUCCUGGAAGGUGUGGUGGACCAGUGGCCGUGCAUGACCAAGUGGAGUCUGGAGUAUAUCCAGGAAGUUGCCGGCUGUCGAACUGUCCCAGUGGAAGUCGGUUCCAGGUACACAGAUGAAGAAUGGUCGCAGACUCUCAUGACGGUCAACGAGUUCAUCAGCAAAUACAUCCGGGAUGAGUCGAGGGACGUCGGGUACCUCGCGCAGCACCAGCUCUUUGACCAGAUCCCGGAGCUGAAGCGGGACAUCAGUAUCCCCGACUACUGCUGCCUGGGCGACGGGGAGGAGGACGAGAUCACCAUUAAUGCCUGGUUUGGUCCCCGGGGAACAGUGUCCCCCCUUCAUCAGGACCCUCAGCAGAACUUCCUGGUCCAGGUGAUCGGCAGGAAGUACAUCCGGCUGUAUUCCCCACAGGAGUCAGAGGCUUUAUACCCGCACGAGACGCACCUUCUUCAUAACACGAGCCAGGUGAGAAGAUGGCAACAGCCGAGAUCUUCAUGUGCCCUCUGUGCCGGGCUGCAAGGCCACCAGCAACCACGGCGAGCCAGAGGGCUGGCUUCAGCUCGGAGGAGUGUGGACUUGAGUCCGCUUGGAAAACGAGUUAUCUCCGGCCAUUCGCCGAGCCAAGGUGGGGUGAGCACGGGGCCACCGUCCCCCACCCGCCCCAGCUGCAGAGGCCUGCCUGGGGCCCAGUCUGAUGCAGGCACGUGUGGCCUCCAGCCGGACGCAGCCCUGCCCUGGCAUCCGGAGAGGAGGGACAUUGCCGUAAGGUGCUGUCAAGGAGUCCUCGGGAAGUUCACGUUGCGAUCAACACAGGGAGACGGAGACGCUGGCAGGCCCGUGUCCCCAGGGGCCGAGUGCUAAGAGCUUCUGGAGUCACAGCUAAGGACUCCCCUGGGCCUGCAUGGUAUGACCCUGCCCCUCCUCGAUGGCCAGACCUGGCUGGUCAGGCAGGAAGUGGGCUGUAGGAACCCUCGGGGCCCUCCCAAACCCCCAGCUCCAAGGUUCAUCCUUUUUCCGACUUUCCUGCCUUCCUGUCACCUCUGCAGGCUUCCUCGUACUCCUGAGAAAGCCCUUCUCUGGUUAAGCCAGUGGGGAUGCUUUCCAUUGCCUACCUGACACUACUGACCUCCCCACGCAGCCGGGGGGCACCCGUGGGGCUCUCUGGGUGGGCUGCGCUGGGAGCUCCAGCUGGAAGCAUCCUCACAGCCUGGGAGCUGUGCGAUGAGACCCAC
Enhydra lutris kenyoni (northern sea otter) is the source of this 2731-nucleotide messenger RNA. It is a transcript of the gene KDM8, whose product is annotated as lysine demethylase 8. The record is from RefSeq and is a predicted model, not a curated record. The coding region runs from base 1122 to 2360 and encodes 412 amino acids. Gene Ontology annotation, molecular function: histone H3K36 demethylase activity. The transcript has 8 exons. NCBI's taxonomy places the organism in Eukaryota, Metazoa, Chordata, Mammalia, Carnivora, Mustelidae. Gene Ontology annotation, cellular component: nucleus.